GUGUGUUUCUACCCGGAUCCUUCACGAAUUGCACAUAGUACGCUUGAAAAAUUCUUUAGCGGGCCAAGAAAUCCACGGAGGGGUCGAUCGAUAAAACGACGCGUGUAGUUUAUUUGUGUAUUUGGGUUUGCCACUUUCUACUCCAUCCAUUAAUGGAAACGGACCACCACUGACUGGCUGAUAUUUGUGUGGUGGAUAAUUCUCAGCAUAUCAGUGACACUGAUAUGGAAGUAAAGAUUGUGAAAUACAUCCUACUUUCUUGUCUUCUGCAACAAAGCAAACAUCAUGGAGGUGGAAGACCCCAUAUCUGCCAAAUUUCGGACUAUCAUUGAGGGACUCAUGAUAAAGACAACGUCAGAUAUUGUGAAGGUUUUUGUUGACGUCAUGUUGGAGACGAGAAUGGAGAUCUCGCGUAGCUGGAGGGAAAUUGAUGACCUGAAGCAGGAGUUGGAACAGAGAGAAAAACAGCGCGCAGAGUCCAGUUUCAGAAGUCAAACGUCUCAAGUAACUUUCAAAACAGAAGCAGAUGACGUGAUGGUGUCCCAGCGGAGUCCCAUGAUUCUUGAAAGUACAGAAAGCAGGGGUGAAGUGCAAAUAUCUGAAGAUGCCACAGUUGAGGAAACGGACACCAGACAGGACAGCAUAUCAGUUCUUCACAAAGCGACUCCAGAAAUUACAACAACUGAAACAUCUGUCCCAGAGGCCCAGGUGACUCAGUUAGAAAGUAGACGUAAAAGAGGUCGUCCAUCUCCUUCUCAUACAGUCUCAGAGCAUCAAACAUCCGCCACAGAGACCAAAGUCUUGUCAAACUCUCUGAUACAAGCUCUUUCAGUGGUCAGCCCCCAGGAACCAUCUUCUAGCACAGACUUUAUCAUUCUGAGUAAAAGAUCACAGGGAAGAAGUUCAGUGUCAUCAAAUAAAAAAUACAUGCAAAAAACAAAUUCUGCCACACAAAGCCACAUUGUAACACACGCACUCCGUGACAGGCACCUCCUGAGUAGCCAGAAACCUUGCCUGUGCUGCACUUCAGACAAAAACCCAGAGCAACAAAACAAGCCAAAAGCUAAUUUACCAGUGGCUUCAUGUGUGUAUACCUGUAUGGAAUGUGGGACAAAGUUUCAGGAAAGGACAGAGUUUAAGAGCCACAAGUGCUCCAGCAAGCUUAAGUGCAGCAGGUGUGGACAGACGUUCACCAGUCUGAGGACUCUGGCCAGUCAUCGGAGUGUACCCCCUGCAUUGAAGAAGCCAUUCCCAUAUAAGUGCUACCUCUGUGAUCACAUGUUUGCUACUCGGUGUGGCUGGAACAUACACAAACGGAUCCAUGCCCAUGGUCAUGUUUCUGACAUUGCCCAAGACAUGCCCAGUCCCUCCCAUUCAUUUCCAGUGCCUGGAGAAUUAAAGGCCAAAGUGGAGGUUCGCUUAGAGAGAAUUUCAGAGGCUCAGUUGGAAGCUGCAUUAUUUCCUAAAGGCCCCUUGUUGCUACAUGACAAAAACAGUGUGAGCUCUGUGGGGCCAUCCAAGAACCUGUCCUCGGUUGUGGAACUAACACCAUCUACAGGGAGCUCUAAUAAACCAUCUGCUGGUACAAUCAGAAAUGGACCCAUGUUAAGUAAGGAAUCUGAAUCUAACAGCUGUACAGAACUUGUCAUGGAAUGCCAGGCUUCCAGUUCAGGGACUGAAUCAAGUGAAAGUGUGAGGCAGUCAGAUGAUGGGACAGAAGAUUCAGUUUUUCCAACUGCCUCUAGCAAAAAACAGCCAUCAGAAAAGUGGACCCAAUCAAAGUUGAUUGCACGUAGAGUUGACAGUGUGGAGUGUGAUGAAGGUUCAUCCAGUGCAAGUGAUGAAUUACCAAAAGGAUUAAAUUCACUUUCAAGGAAAAGGAAAAUGUCAGAUUGCAAUCAUGACAUAUACAAUGGCGUGUUUCCUGUUGAGAAAAUUCUUAGAUGGAGAAAUACAAAGGGUCGAAAUGAAGUCAGAAUCAAGUGGAUGCCUUGCUCAUUAUGUGGGGCAAAAUGGAAAAACACAUGGGAGCCAGCUGAAAGCUUUAUCUCUUUUAAGGAUGGCAAAAAUGAAGAAAUUGGAAACACAGACAAACAGCAUUGAAAUGUGUGGUGACAUUUAAUGUUUGCGCCAUAUGGUUUAGGAACUGAGAAUGUUUGUAGAUUUACUGAUUUUAUAUUGAGUUCUGAGCUUUGUGUUUGGGCACACAAAAGGAAAGAACUGAAUUCUAGUUAAGUAGUACCAUGGGAUAUGUUAUUUUACUGACCUGGUACAGCACUAAUGCUACUGCAUGCUCUGGUGUUGAAACUUUUAGUGCUGUUUAGCAAAAUCAUUGCAUUGGUCUUAUGUUUGCUAAUUUUUGUAAACAUAUAGAUGAUGUAGUAAGAGCAGCUUAUCUAACAUCCUAAUGUAUGUAAAGGAGUAAUUAAUUAAGAUAAAAAAUACCUAAUUAAGAGUAAAUGAAAUUGUAUACAAAGCAAAUAGCAAAUGAGACAGGUCUUAAAACAUUUUGAAUUGCUGCAGAGAAUCCUGGAGCUAUACUGCAUAUUUCAUAAUCUGUACUUUUCUACUCACCAGGAAAUCUGUACAACACCCGUAAGUAAAGAUACAGAGUAAUUGCAAGCAUACAGGUGGAAAGAUCCACAUUUUCUCAGUUCAUUUGUUGGUUUACUGCACCACAACAAAGUUGGUUUGAUUUCUUUGUGGUAAGAACCUAGUUUGCAUGUGCAUCAUGCCUUAAGGCUACUUCAACUAUGAAGUUAGCAGUAUUAAACUUGGUUGUACCGUCAAUGGUGUCCUCAGCAUUGGCUAUGUUUAAGAUGAUUUAAUUUCUUUUUGCAGUACUUGGGAAAGCAUUGUAUUACAUGGUUUUAUUGUGCAAGUUGCUUUGGGUGAAUGGUUUAAUAUUAAAUAUUGAAUGCUAUUACUGUUCAUCAUAAGGUAUUUGAUCUCUAUGAAUUAAGAGUAAUACAUGUUUGUGUUUUAAAACGUUGAGUAGUAAUUGAUUAACAUUACUGAAAUUCAACUGUAGAAUCAUCCUGUUUUGUCCUUUUAAAUCCUAAGAGCAUUUUUAAGUAAAUUUAAAAAAUCAGUUGAUCUAAUGGCAGUGCUUACGUGUAGCUGCACCAUAGUAAAAAAUAUAAAAAUAUAUUUAUAUAUGUUACCGAAUGUUCAUCUGUGGGGGUUUUUUCAUGUCAAUUUUUAAAGAUUUUAUUCUUUUUUUAAUUGCAUGUUGUUGUUUUUUUUGUUUGUUUUGGUUUUUUGUUUUUAGCAAGUUAGCUAACGUCUUUGCUGAUCUAUGCUGAUUCUGAACAGAAUGUCAGAUUGAAAUGUACUCCACGGUCUAGUCUAAUAUGUUAUUGUUCAAUAUCUUCAACUUGUGAAACUGAACAAGCAUAUCCUGUAGCACAAAAUUUCAUGUUCUGAAAACUAUAAAAAUAUAUCUUCACUCUUCAUUUUAUGGAAAAUAGUGCCUCUUUUCUGUGAAAUUAUCUAAAUGUUACCUGAGUUUUUGUGAAGUGGUUGCGGGUAUCUUUGUAUCUAUAUGCCAUCUUUACUGCCUGUAGUACUUCAGUUGAUGCUUGGCAAAAAUGCUGACAAAUUGCCAUGUUUGUAAGGCACUAGUGUGAGAGAAUGCACAAUUAUAAUAAAGUUCCAAAUUCAAA
This is a messenger RNA of Ictalurus punctatus (channel catfish), 3665 nucleotides long. RefSeq names its product chromo domain-containing protein. The transcript has 8 exons. The coding region runs from base 286 to 2103 and encodes 605 amino acids. NCBI's taxonomy places the organism in Eukaryota, Metazoa, Chordata, Actinopteri, Siluriformes, Ictaluridae. The record is from RefSeq and is a predicted model, not a curated record.